Molecule: messenger RNA, 1896 nt
Organism: Torulaspora delbrueckii
Lineage: Eukaryota; Fungi; Ascomycota; Saccharomycetes; Saccharomycetales; Saccharomycetaceae
Exons: 1
Coding region: 1-1896 (631 amino acids)
Biological process (GO): dephosphorylation
Molecular function (GO): phosphoprotein phosphatase activity
Source: RefSeq, a predicted model, not a curated record
AUGGUUCUACUUGAUGAAAUUGGUAUGGAGAAGGUUACUUACGAAGUUGUAAAGGAUGUACCAUCCUACAUCCGGCUAGAGGCUAAUGAACAAUUGGUUUACUUUAAACAUGGGAAGUAUCAUACAGCAAAAGGUAUAGCUGGCAUACUUUGCAGUCCCAAAUCCCUGCAGUUUGAUACUUUUAGUGAAAAGGUGCAAAAUCAACACCAGUUCGAAUUACCGCAGCAUCGAUUGGCAUUAUUGCUUCAUGGACAUUCAUCGAAUAAGAACUACCCAUAUCAGCCCAUGAUGGCUUCAAGGCUUACUGAGAUGGGAUUCUUUGUGAUAAGAAUGGAUUUUAGAGGGUUGGGAGAUUCCGAGGAUAACAGAGAUCGUGACGUAGGACGUACCAUAUCUCAAGAUGUGGAAGACAUAGAUACUAUUUAUGAAUUUGUAUCGUCGCCACGGUUAUGUAAGGAACUCUGUGGAUUUACGUUGACUCUUGAUACCAUCAUGGCGCAUUCGCGUGGAGUUGUGUCGAUGUUCGAAUUUGCCAGAUCCAAUCCUGACAAGUAUAUUCCAAACUUGAUCAAUCUUGCGGGCAGAUUCGAUGGGCAGGGUUUGUUGAGAAAACGAUUGAAGGAUUGUGCCGACUGGCGUCAGAAUGGUGGCUAUUGGUGUAAAUUUCCAAGGUAUGGGGAUCAUGUAAAGACUUGGGUCCCUUGCUCAGAGACUUUAAGCGCAGUCGAAGUUGAUGCGGCAGCUUUUAAGAGUAUCGAUAAGAGAACUUGGGUCCUUUCCUGCUAUGGAGUUAAUGAUGAAGUUAUUCCUAUGGAUGCUGCAGCAAAUUACGCAAAUACUUUUAGUGGUAGGCAUACCUUGAGGUUAAUUCAUGGUGCGAAUCAUAAUUUCCUUGGAUUGCCCAAUGAUCGUAAUGAACUUAAUUUACCACUUCGUAAGGGUCUUGUUAACUAUUGUUGCAAGCUAGUAGAUCUGGUCGCAGAGCAUUUGUCGCGUGAAAGUCAGUUGGAAAGAUUCUAUCAAAUGACUUCGAUUGUGCGUGGUACCAGUGUGAACCCAUCUGAUGUCAUUGCACGUUGGCCAUUACCAUAUGAAUUUUCAAAAGUUUCGAAUUUCAGAGACUUGGGUGGCUAUCCAACUUCUUUCCAUGGUCGGAGAGUCAAGACUGGAUGUGUAUACCGUUGUGCUAAUCCAUGUGACGUUACUGAGGAUGCACUUAGAUAUUUGAAAUCAAAUCUGCAUUUGAAGCGGGUCUUUGACUUGAGAGCAACAGGUGAAGCAGCUGACAAUGGUCUAUUCCCCGACAAUGACAUGGUUCAAAAUAUCGCAUGCAAUCAAAAUGCAAGUGUAUCACCAGAAGUUAUGGCAGAACACUACCAUGGCUUAUUAAUCUCCUCGUACAGUUUCCCCAAGGCCUACAUGAUAGUUUUGAAGAAUUCGACGAACGCUAUCAAAACUUUCUUCCAGUAUAUCCUCGAUGGUAACUGUCAUCAGCAAAGCUCCUUGUUGUUCCACUGUACUGCAGGUAAGGAUAGGACCGGGGUUCUAGGUAUGCUACUUUUAUCCAUUCUAGGUGUCGACAACGACACCAUUGCCAAAGAGUACGAAUUGACGACUAUAGGAUUAAGAACUGAGAUCAAACUCAUCAAAAAGCUAGAGGCUAGGGGUGAUUUAUAUUACACCAUGCUGGGUAAGGAAUCUGAGAAGCUGACACGAAUUUACCAAUUAACGCCAGAGAAAAUGGCGAAGACUCUCAUGUCAUCGGUUUACGAAGCGAUGAGAUUCUUCAUAGAUGAUUUUUGUGCGGAAUUCCAAUCUGUCGAACAAUAUUUUGUUGACAUUUUGGAAUUCACACCUCAUGAUAUUGGGAGGUUGAGAGACAUCCUUCUAGAAUGA